AUGUCGCAGCCAAGCGCUGAGACCGGCCAGGCGGAGGUGGAUGAGCAGGAUGAUGGCAUGAUCCGUAUCGUCGAAUCGGAAACCCUCUUGCCGCCAGCAUUUGCUUCCAUGUGGCGUAACGGAGUACUUUGUGACGUGGAAAUCCGCGUUGAGGCUUGCUCAUUCAAAGCCCACCGAGUGGUCCUGGCAUCGUGUUCCGACUACAUGAGAGCGCGAUUCUGCAUUGGCAUGGCUGACAGCAACUGUGAGUCGAUGGACCUUCCCGAUAUGCCCGCCGCAGCUUUCGAGGCAGUCCUGCAGCACAUGUACACAGGUUCAUGCCUGAUUCCGGAGGACCUGCUGGUUCAUGUCCUCGAGGCGGCCUCGCGACUGCAGUACUUGAGACUGUUGGAGCUGACCUGGCACGUUGCAGAGGAGCGGCUGUCUCCCAAAAACUGCCUCCGAAUUUGGGAAGUGGCCGACCGCCUCUCCCUGACAAAGUUGCUGAAUGCUGCAAAGCUCAUGUGCAUCGGCAACUUCGAGGACAUCGCGGAAGGUUCGGAGUUCCUCACGAUGAGUGCCGAUCGACUAUUAUUGCUGCUCGGGGAAGACGACCUCAACAUCAGCAAGGAGGAGGUUGUCUUCGAGGCGGUGCGACGCUGGGUGAACGCCCAGGUAGACCUGCCGCCGCAGAAGCUCUUCGAGCUGUUCUCCAAGGUUCGCUUCCCGAUCAUGUCCAAGAACUUUGUCACGGAGAUCGUGCGGGCGGACCCGUUGAUGUCGGUGCCCGAAGCACUUCAAGCCCUCUUAGAUGGGAUGCAAGACGGCAACUAUCGCGUGGACACGCAGCGCACUCGACAAAGAAGGCGUCUUAAGUUCGACAGCUCGCGGGUCGUCGGGAAUUCAAUUGAGUUCCUGUGCAACGGCUCGCUCGUACGAAGCCUUCGGGACGCGCGGUCCUUCGCAGUGGCGGCACAGCCCCUGUCGCCGGACGGCGGCAGCUUUUAUGCUUGCCUCACAUGGUAUACCGGGAGCAUCGUCUACAUUGGUGUCGCGACUGCGCCUGACAACUUGAAUUCCUGGCAGGCAUGGGUGUGGAAUCCUUCUCAUCCGCAGUUCUGCCGGCACCGAGGGGGGAACAUGGAGCGAAGCACCAACUUCGGCUCGAUGAAGGUGGCCCAAGGUGAUGUGAUUGGUGUCCUGCGCCAGGGCAACACCCUCAUCUUCAGCCACAAUGGCAAGCUCGUUUGCCGCGGCAAGGACCAGUCCUCCCACGUCAUGGCAGCGGACUUGGAGGAUGAGGUCUUCCCUUGCCUAGGCUUUUGGGCAUCCAACGUCCAGUGGGAGGUCAUUCGGCCCCCGGAUCCGCGUAUUCCAGCUGUGCGCUGGCCCUAA
Molecule: messenger RNA, 1374 nt
Organism: Symbiodinium natans
Lineage: Eukaryota; Dinophyceae; Suessiales; Symbiodiniaceae
Source: the annotation of a GenBank genome assembly